AUGAUUAAAGAGUUAACGAAGAACGAAUUAUUCGGAAUAUUUACAUCUAUUGCCCUUCUCAUAUCCGUUGCAUGUCUCCUCCACACUAAGCGACGCCGUACGAGCCUACCUCCGGGACCGAACCCCUGGCCUGUGAUCGGGAACAUGUUUCAGCUCGCUGGUUCGCCACCACACGACUCACUGACUAAACUUUCGCGCCGCCACGGACCAAUCAUGACUUUGUGGCUCGGCUCGAUGCUCACGGUUGUGAUCUCCUCGAGCGAAGUUGCUCGGGAUAUUUUCAAGAAGCACGAUGCAGCUUUGGCCGGUCGGAAGAUUUAUGAGGCCAUGAAAGGAGGGAAGAGCAGUGACGGCUCGUUGAUCACGGCUCAGUACGGUACGUACUGGCGGAUGCUGCGGCGCCUCUGCACCACUCAGUUCUUUGUCACGCGACGUCUUGAUGCUAUGAGUGACGUACGCUCCAGGUGUGUUGAUCAGAUGCUUAGGUUCGUCGAGGAAGGCGGCCAAAACGGUACCAAAACAAUCGACGUGGGGAGAUAUUUCUUCUUGAUGGCAUUUAAUCUCAUAGGAAACCUUAUAUUCUCAAGAGAUUUGCUUGAUCCGGAUUCAACAAGAGGCUCCGACUUCUUUUACCACACCGGAAAAGUGAUGGAGUUCGCUGGAAAACCCAACGUUGCCGAUUUCUUUCCUUUCCUGAGGUUUCUUGACCCACAAGGCAUCAGGAGACAAACGCAAUUCCACGUGGAACGCGCGUUUGAGAUCGCCGGAGAGUUUAUUAGUGAACGAACGGAGGUUAUGGAGAGAGAAAGCAGCGACGAGAAAACAAAGGAUUACUUGGAUGUUCUUUUGGAGUUUCGUGGUGGCGAUGGAGUUGACGAAGAACCUUCAAGAUUCUCAUCCAGAGACAUCAACGUUAUUGUUUUCGAAAUGUUUACGGCGGGAACGGACACGACAACGAGCACGUUGGAGUGGGCACUAGCAGAGCUUCUACGUAACCCAAGAACCCUAACAAAACUCCAAACCGAACUCCGAACCUACCACAAGUCUCCAAACCAAAAGCUCCAAGAAGAAGACCUCCCGAACCUCCCUUAUCUCUCAGCGGUUAUCAUGGAAACCCUGAGGCUUCACCCACCUCUUCCUUUCCUAGUCCCACACAAAGCCAUGUCAACGUGUCACGUUCUCAACCAAUACACUAUCCCCAAAGAAACACAAGUCUUGGUCAACGUUUGGGCCAUUGGGCGUGACCCUAAAACAUGGGCCGACCCGAUUAUCUUCACACCCGAGAGAUUUAUAUCCGACCCGAAACCGAGAGACUUCAAGGGACAGGAUUUCGAGUUCUUGCCGUUUGGAUCGGGUCGACGGAUGUGUCCGGCUUUGCCUUUGGCAUCACGGGUCUUGCCGUUAGCGAUUGGUUCGAUGGUGAGGUCGUUUGAUUGGGCUUUGGCCCAUGGGCUUAAUGCAGAUGAAAUGGAUAUGGGAGAAAGGAUUGGUAUUACUUUGAAGAAAGCUGUUCCUUUGGAAGCGAUUCCCAUUCCUUAUCGAGGGAAUUAG
This is a messenger RNA of Microthlaspi erraticum, 1551 nucleotides long. The record is from the annotation of a GenBank genome assembly. Lineage: Eukaryota; Viridiplantae; Streptophyta; Magnoliopsida; Brassicales; Brassicaceae.